ACCAGAUGUGGGCCCUCCGUUCAGACGUCUUUUUACGCCUGCUACGUUAGGUUAGAAUAGAGUGUCCGAUAUAAAGCGCACUCCGCGCCUCUGAGCACCUCGUUCUAUUCUACAGGAUACAGGGGAGCUGCGCGUAAUAUUAGAUCAUCACUCACAGAGUGUAGUCUAGCGUGCAGGAGGGGAUGAGGGAGGACAGAGGGGUUUGCAUGAGAGAACUGAAUCAAUAAACUGCUGCGGAGCUAUUAUAUUUGACUGCAACAACUGAGUGACUAUAUGUCACAUUGGUGCUGCGCAUUUGCACACAAGCCCAUGGAGUACAGUCCUGUCGGACAGUUUGAUGAGAAGUCACUGGUCCUGUAGCGCUCCCCCAUCACUGCCACAGAAUUAAGUUUCAUAGAAGCUGCAAUCGAGACCCGCAGUUGCCUGCCAUGGGUGCUAUUUUGGCUUUGAUUCUGGCGACCUGUUUGAGCGGAGUUUGGGGAUGCCAGUUGCCCCAUGACUGGAGACCACAGACGGAGGCGUGCCGCGCAGAGCUCGCAGAGAUUAUCGUUUUCGCCAAGGUGCUUGCGCUGCACAAGGACUCAUACAGUGUGUACAACUACUUACCUUGGCAGUAUGACACAGACCUCUUCUUCUCUGCCGAGAUCGAGCUGCAAUGCGACCAGGCGUGGGGCAGCAUGCUGGAGGUCCCUGCUGGUUCCCGGUUCAAUGUCACCGGGCUGGGUUACUUCCCCUGUUACUCCUAUAGCGCAGUGGAGAACAACUCUUACUAUUUCUUUUUGAGGAUGGAUGAGAACUACAGCAUUAUCCCCCACGGGGUUAACUUCCAAGACCCAAUCUUCCCAGACACACCAGAGAACCACCGCAUGUUCGCCAGCCUCUUCCAGUUCUCCAACUGCACGGCCGGAACCAUGGUCCACACCUACACCCCAGAGUGGGAGGCUCAGGAGGACAGCCGGCUGCUAUGUUCAACAGUGCAGAAGGCCCUGUUUGAGGAGGAGGAGAGGGUGAAGACUCUCUCCCAGAAGGUGCGAUCUUUGGAGAAGGCCAACAGCCACCUGCGGGACAAGGUGAAGAACAUGAAGCGCCUCCUACGCCAGGCCAAACGAGACACUAAGGACCAGCAGACCCUCCCCCUGAAACAGCUGCACCACGCCAAGCCCUCCCACCCACACCAAGACACCACACAGGACCAGAAGAGACCCGCACUCAAAAAGAUCCUCACCAAGAUGAUAAAAAACUGAACCCUAACCAGCCGCCACCACCAGCUGUUGCACUGCAGACAUGAACAGGCUGUAUAAAAGGACAUAAGGAUUGUAUAGUAUGUGACAUCAUGGGAAAGAUAGGUAUGCUAAAGAUAGGUACUGUAUGUAAUACUGUAUCAUGUCACAAGUUAAGGAGAUAGAGGAUUUGCAUACCCUUAAUGUGAUGCAGACUAGUCACACCUUUAGAAGAAAGUGCUUUGAGCAAAUCAAAAAUGUUUUGUAUUCUUCAGAAUUUUCAUAUUUUUCUGUACAUUAAUAUAAUGCUAUAGAAUAGCCUUCAACAUUUCUAAAUAUGAAUGCAGUCAUUUCACACCUAUUUCACACACUUUUUUUAGAUCUAAUUGAAAUGCCUACACUACAAUGUGAUAAGCAUUUCUUGUCAUAGCAAUAACAUUGUGUCACUGUCCUUACCACAGAAAGAGUAGCAGGACAAUUUGAGGGGAACGUUGGCUUGGAUCAAAUGUGAUUUCCAACCACAGACUGAGACAGUGCUCAUGCUUCAUUAUGACUCACUGGUUAUACAACUGCUUCCUUACAAAAAUGCAUGCUGGGGGAUAUAUGGUAAUCACAAAUUCCCCAUCUCAUACAACCGGGUCCUUCCUAACCCCAUAUCUAAUCCCAACCUCGCUCCCAUAUCCCCCCUUUCCUAGUUCCCCUCACCUCAAUACCAUAUAGUAGAGAUCCGUGCUGCUCUAUGAAGUCUUAUCCUGUGAGGAUAUAAUAUUGACAACUGAACAAAUUGUAAAUAGCUCAACGCUGGUCCCAGCUCAAUUAGGUCAAUAAAGUCUCACCCUGUCAUUUCUACCCACCUCGCACAUCCCUAACAUGCCCAGGCCUUCCUGCUGGCAGGUUUUUCCCCAGAGUGGAGUUCCAUGCCAUUUCAAUGCCAGGUGAAAUGCUGUCGUAGUAGCUGACACCUUUUGGAGAACUAGUGGGAAAGUCAAGGCAAGGGCUACAGGUGUGAUGCCAAUACCAUGCCAGGGACCUCACACUGCUGACUUGAGGAUGCUGAACUUAAACCAGUCAUAGGCCUGCUGGCUAAGAACACCUGCUUCACCUUUUACAUUGUGUUACAUGUAAAAGGUUAAUUCUAUCCUUAACAACUGAUGAUGGAUCAGAUCCAGAGUCACAGAGUACUAGCCUCGUAAAUACCGGACUGAUAUCCAUACAGCAACAUUUGUGUAAGCUCACAGGAUCAGGCGGCUUUGCGAGGCUAACAGAGUACAGGGAGUUUGAUUUAAUGACAACACAGGCAAUAGUCUGCUGAACUCUUAAUAUCUAUGGCUCUGAUCAGCCCUUCCCUCAGCAGUCCCAGCCAUAACCAUUUCACACCAAACAACAAGAGCUGCCUUGGACCAGUUAGGACAGAAUGUACGGAACCCUCCUUUUUUUUUAACACAGCACACCCAACACUGUCACUGUACUUACAGGAAACCAAUUUUCAGGACCGAGGGUUGUAAACACAGGGAUAGUGUAUUGUUGGCCAUAAGAACAGGUAAACACACUCCUCAUCUUAUAUUAAAUAAUAUUAAUAUGAUAUUAACAAACAUGCCCAGACUCUUAUUAGCAAGGAUACCUAGGGGUUUUAAAUUCAGUUGAAAUCCCCAAAAUUCUGUUCAAAUUCAGCUAUUUUUAUAUGGGAAUUAUUAACCAAGAAUAACUACAAGGACUUCCACAUUUAUUGUUAAUUUGUUUAAGAUUCCAGCUUUUUGUGGAUAGUUUUAUACAGUUACAGUAUACUGAGGGAAAAUUUUGUUUUUAUGUUGGAAAACAGGGUGCUGAGCACUCAAUAAAUACAACCACUAGCCAAUGAGGCAUGAUGGGGUACCGUAAAAUCUUUUCCUGUGUCCGAACUGAGAGGCAUCCCUAGUCUCCUACUAUGUUUUGUACUUGGCUUGUAUGUUUAUUUCCUUUUCAAACAAUAAGCAUCUGGUUGCCUUUAACCUUUAAUUCAUGUAUGAUAGCAAAUAAUGACAAAAAUAAACUUUCAUUUUUACAAAGUU
Molecule: messenger RNA, 3268 nt
Organism: Oncorhynchus kisutch (coho salmon)
Lineage: Eukaryota; Metazoa; Chordata; Actinopteri; Salmoniformes; Salmonidae
Product: coiled-coil domain-containing protein 3
Exons: 3
Coding region: 429-1244 (271 amino acids)
Source: RefSeq, a predicted model, not a curated record